This is a messenger RNA of Cucurbitaria berberidis CBS 394.84, 2474 nucleotides long. RefSeq names its product amidase signature enzyme. The record is from RefSeq and is a predicted model, not a curated record. The transcript has a single exon. Lineage: Eukaryota; Fungi; Ascomycota; Dothideomycetes; Pleosporales; Cucurbitariaceae. Bases 134 to 2323 code for a protein of 729 amino acids.
CUUGCCCUAACUAUUCUGUCUCACCAUCUCCUUCCCGUCAUCAUCGCUGUCAGGCAGUGCUCCAGUUAUUCAGACGUCGUCUUUUUGUCCGGCCUUGGAGCCUUGAACAUCCUCGAUUAUAAUUUUGAAAAGAAUGUCGAAAUCGAUGUUGACUUCGUCGAUGCUAUCCUUCGACGCAAAGCCAUAUGCCUUCAGGUUCCCUCUCGAGAGAACGGCCCUCCUCAUCAUCGACAUGCAGCGAGACUUUCUCCUUGCUAAAGGCUUCGGCGAGAUACAGGGAGGCAACCUUGAAGCUGUGCAGGCUUCGAUUACUCCGACUCAAAGGCUCCUUGAGGCAUGUCGAAACGUUGGAAUGAGGAUUGUCCAUACACGAGAAGGGCACAACCCAGAUCUUUCGGAUUGCCCUUCAUCAAAGCUGGUCAGACAGUCUGCUGCACCAGGCAAUACACAACAUAAGCUAGUUAUUGGCGAUAAAGGGGAACUUGGCCGCUUACUCACUCGAGGAGAGUAUGGCCACGACAUCGUCGACGAGCUGAGACCACUACCUGGAGAGGUCGUCAUCGACAAGCCCGGCAAAGGAUCGUUCUGGAACACUCCGAUACUCCAUCAGCUGAAAGCGCGAGCUAUUACGCAUCUCAUCGUCGCAGGAGUCACCACAGAAUGCUGCUUUGCUACCACAAUUCGAGAAGCGAAUGAUCGCGGCUUUGAGUGCUGCGGUAUCGAGGAAGCAACAAGCGGAUACAACAAUGUAUGUUUCAAGAAGUCGACACUGGAUAUGAUACAUUGGUCACAGGGGCUGUUCGGAUUCAUCGGUAGCUUGCAGCCACUCCUGGAUGUUCUCGCACCUAUGUCGAGCAGAAACGUUGAUGUUGGGUCGACUCCACCACAAACUCCGCCAGCUUUCGAUGGGGGCUUAACAAUACCAAGUUUACAUGGAGCCUACAAGAAUGGGCUUUCUCCCCUGACUGUGGUCAAUGCACUCUAUGAUAAGAUCGAAGCGUACAAGAGUAUUGAUCCAGCGGUGUGGAUACAUCUCGAAUCAAGAGAGAACGCUCUUGAUACCGCAAGGAAGCUUGUAGCCCAAUUUCCUGAUCGUAAUACGCUCCCACCGCUCUUCGGCAUCCCAUUUAGUGUGAAGGACUCGAUAGACGUUGCGGGAAUCGCCACGACAACUGCCUGUCCUCCACUCGCCCACGUACCCUCUGUGUCCGCUGUGGUGUACGACAGAGUCACUGCUGAGGGCGCUCUAUUCAUCGGUAAGACCAACCUCGAUCAGCUCGCCACUGGGCUAGUUGGGUGUCGCAGCCCCUAUGGCAUCACCCACUCGGUUCAUCACAAAGACUAUAUCAGCGGCGGCUCAAGCAGUGGUAGCGCACUGUCCGUGGGUGCAAACCUAGUCUCCUUUUCUCUGGCCACGGACACAGCUGGAUCAGGUCGAGUACCAGCAGGCUUUAACGGAAUCGUCGGCUACAAGCCCACACGCGGGACCAUAUCGUUCCGCGGUGUGACGCCCGCCUGCUUGUCACUAGACUGCAUUGCCCUCAGCACCAAGACUGUAUCUGACGCCCGAACCAUAUGGCAGAUACUCGAAGGGCACGACCCCCUAGAUCCGUAUGCCAAACCCGAGAUAGCCUUUGAGCGACACAUCAACAGCAUCGGCCCGCAAUCGCGAACUUUCAAGUUCGGCAUUCCGCCGCCUGAAGCAUUAGCAAUCUGCUCCCUCCCUGCCCGUAGAAUGUUCAACGAAGCAAUAGCAAAGCUACAAAGGCUCGGCGGAGCACUCAAGCCCAUCGACUGGUCGCCCUUUCAAAAGGCUGGACAACUUCUUUAUGACGGAUCUUUCGUCUCGGAACGUCUUGCUUCGCUGCCAGACGACUUCCUAAAAAAGAACCGCGCCGCUCUCCAUCCCAUCAUCACACAGAUCAUGGACGCCGUCGUGAAUCGAAAAAGCUCCGCAGUCGACGCUUACCGGGACUUGCAAGCAAAAGCGUUGUAUAUGCGACAAGCAGAGCACGUCUUCGCUUACGCUGCAACCGGUGUUGAUAUUGUGGUUGUACCCACCACACCGACACAUUGGAGGAUCGACGAAGUACUUGCUGACCCUAUCAAGACGAACAGUGUCUUAGGUGAGUUUACGCAUUUCGCUAACGUGCUUGAUCUUUGUGGUGUUGCUGUGCCGGCUGGUAUGUAUCCAGUUUCUGAACUGAGCGGAAGAGAGGAAGACGAAGGUAUGUUGCCGUUUAGCAUUACAUUCUUGAGCGGCUCGAGACUUGAUGCCGAGAUGCUAGAGAUAGCGAGACAGUUUGAGGAGAGCCUGUUCUAGCGUUGCCUCGCAAUAUAACAUAUUGAUCAGCCUGGGGCCCUUUACCUGUAAUCCCUAGUCCACGCACCCCAUUUCUCACUGUCGUUCGCUGUAGUAUUGAUAAGCACUGUUGCUCUAUCACCUCACUCAUCGCUUAAUCGUAAGGCGCCCG